AUGUUGGAAGGAGAGAUAUUAACAGAUUGUGUUAUUAAGAUUGGUGAAGAUUCCAUAAAAACACACCGUUGUAUUUUGGCAAACAACAGUAAAGUGUUUCAAAAAAUGUUCGAGCAAAAUGGAAUGAUUGAAGCACAAAAAGUAAUGAUAUUAUAAAUAU
Meloidogyne enterolobii is the source of this 160-nucleotide messenger RNA. The record is from the annotation of a GenBank genome assembly. NCBI's taxonomy places the organism in Eukaryota, Metazoa, Nematoda, Chromadorea, Rhabditida, Meloidogynidae.